AUGGGUGAUGUUCUAGCAUAUGAAGCUGAGUUACUUGGGCUAGUCAAAGAGUAUUUGGAUUUUGCUGGAUUUCAAGAAACAGUGAAAGUACUUAAAAAGGAAUGUAAAAUAAAAGGGAAGCCACUAACUAAACCAGCAGAUGCUUCCUCAGAAGAUGCAUUGCAUGUUCAGGAAGGAAUGCUUACAGCAUUUGAAGAUGGGGAUCAGAAAGUUUUCUUCCAGCUCUGGGAGGAGCAUAUUUUGUCCUUAGUCCAUGACAGUGAUCCAGUUGCUCAGAACCUGGAGUUCUAUCUCCACAUCUACUUUGCCACCUUCCUCUUGAAACAAACUAUGGGAAAGCCUGACAAAGCUGAACUUGAGGAAAGGAUUUCCUAUUUCAAGGCAUACCUGGAAACAAAAGGAGCUGCACUGAGCCAGACUACAGAGUUUCUUCCCUUCUAUGCUUUGCCUUUUGUUCCGAAUCCCAUGGUGCAUCCUUCAUUUAAAGAACUUUUCCAGGAUUCUUGGACAUUGGAUUUAAAGAAAAGAUUGGAAAAGUUUCUGUCUCUGACUCUCAAAUCCAGACAGACUCCUCGGCUUCUCACUAUAUUUAAGGAGAGUGGACAGUGCAACAAAGAAAUGAUGCAACAUCUUCAUCAACAGUUAGUGAAGCGUGAGCAGAGGUACAUGACCAACCUGAAACGACUUCACAAAUUGCAGAUGGACUACCGUAAUCUCCUUGGAGUCACUGCAGAGCUGGUGGAUUCUUUGGAGGCCACAAUCACUGGCAAGAUGAUUACACCAGAACAUCUUCAAAGUGUUUUUGCUUGCUUGUUUAGCAAUCACUUGAAACAAACUGUAGCACACCACAUUGACUUCUCGAGGCCUGGAACUGCUUCCACACUGUUAAGAGCAUCUUUAGCCUCUAUAAAGUUACAGGAUGUGCCAUUGUUGCCCUCUUUGGAUUAUGAGAAGCUGAAGAAAGAUUUGAUUACAGGGAGUGAUCGUCUCAAGGCCCUCUUACUUCAGGCUCUGCGCUGGCGCUUGACAACAUCAUAUCCUGGAGAACAGAGAGACACUAUCAUGCAAGCCUACAUCAGUAAUGACCUCCUAGAUUGCCACAGCAACUGCCAGAGAAGUGUCCUCCAGUUAUUAUAUUCUAAGAGUGAGGUAGUCAGACAGUAUAUGGCAAGACUCAUCAAUGCUUUUGCUUCACUGAUAGAAGGUCGUGCCUACCUUUCUCAGAACCCAACAUUGCUGCAAAUGCUGGAGGACAGACUGAAAGCUGAAGACAAGGAUUCCCUUACAUGGGAGAAUGUUCUGGGGGCUCUGCAGAAAUUCAGCCUCAGGCGUGCACUGCAGUCAGCAAUGAUCAAAGAUGGGCUCAUUUUCUGGCUGGUUGAUGUUCUAAUAGACCCAGAUUGCCUGUCUGAUUACAACCUGGAGUAUUGUGCUGCCUUGCUCAUGAAUCUUUGUCUGCGGAGUGCAGGAAAGAAAAUAUGUGCAAGUAUCCCAAACCACAUGCUCAGAGUUCUUUCUGGUCUUCUUGACCAUGAGAAUCCUAAGAUCCAGUCAUAUGUGAAUGGAGCACUGUACAGUAUUCUGGCCAUCCCUUCUGUCCGAGAAGAAGCCAAAGAAAUGGGAAUGGAAGAAAUUCUGCGCUGCUUUAUGAAGGAAAGGAAUGAAGAGACGGUUCGACAGAUUGAAUUUGUUAUCAAGCAACUCAAUUCAGAGCCAUUCAAUGAUAGUGUUGUGUCUGAAGAUGAUGAGGAAGAAGAAUAUGAGGAAGAGGACAGUGACAUCCUGGAUCCUGAUCUGGACAAAGAUGAGGUUUUGCUGCCUCAGAUGGGAGAGCUUUCAGGAGAGAAGCUGCUAACAACUGAGUACUUGGGAAUAAUGACUCACACUCCAAAAACUAAGAAGAAGCAAUUUGCUGGUGUCCAUCAGAGUAUAGAUGAGCCUCUCCAGAGACCUGUGACACCAGGUUCUCACAGAACUGCAUAUCUAAUGCCAGAAAACGGUAUCAAUCCUUGUCACAAUAGGGAUGAGAAGCUGCAGUCUCCACCAAGUGGUCCUUCUUCCAUUUGUGGUGGGAGCCAGUCCAGCAUUUCUGACUUCUGCAUUUCCCCCUCAUCAGUUGAAAUGAAGUCAUCUGAAGUAUUUGCAUCCAGCCAUAGAAUGGACCAACACAUCCCAGCUGGUGAUACCUUGUCUUCUCAAUCUGUUGACUUCACUGAGGACAAAGCAAAUGAUCAAUCACAUAGUGAGUUUGCCUUAGCCUUCACCAGCAAACCUAAGAUCCCUCGCACUCCUGAUGGGCAGAGCACCAGCCCUAGAAAAGGAAAGGUCCCAGCCAUUGCCCCCCAGUUCUCUCAGUCUGAACCCCAACAAACAAGCCAUCCAAGCUCCUCAGGAUCAUCCACAAGGAGCAGACACAGCAGCCAGUCCUACAGGAAGUGAGAACAGUUCCUUUCCUCGAGAAUCACCUCUCACAUUGUUGAAGGACAGAGCCAGCUUCCUGUAAUGAUCUUUGCAGGUGACCUACAGAGGAGAGUGAGGCUGUUGACACUGCAGGCCUUGCACAGGGAUUCAGGAUUAUCUGAUGGGAUGUGUCUGUGGUCUCUAAAGCUGGCUAAGACAAGGGCCUUGUUCUUGAAUUCAAAGUCUCAGCAGCAGCCCAGGACUGACAUGGGAGAUGGAUAUUCUCUGGUAGUUUACUCCACAGUGACAUUGCCACCUUGAGAAGAAACUCUUGCUCUCUGCCUUCUCUGUCAGAGUAAAUGGCCUUUGGAAACAGAAUGUAGACUCAUCCCAGGAGUCUCACCAAGCAACUGUAUUUUUUACUUAUUGCUUGCUGAAGCAGCCUGCCGAUUGAUUUUUUCAAUUGAUUUUUGCCUGUAUGACCGGGUUGGGAGGUAUCUGUGUUCAGAGGAUCUGUGUGAAGAGGGACAGUG
This is a messenger RNA of Cinclus cinclus, 2933 nucleotides long. RefSeq names its product armadillo repeat containing 9 (gene ARMC9). Gene Ontology annotation, cellular component: ciliary tip; ciliary basal body; centriole. Gene Ontology annotation, biological process: cilium assembly. The transcript is spliced from 24 exons. The record is from RefSeq and is a predicted model, not a curated record. Lineage: Eukaryota; Metazoa; Chordata; Aves; Passeriformes; Cinclidae. The coding region runs from base 1 to 2439 and encodes 812 amino acids. Gene Ontology annotation, molecular function: protein binding.